UCCCCAUGCCGAGGGCAGGAGCAGAGCCGCAGCCUGGGCCAGGGCUGCAGCCCUGGGCUCGCACGGCCUGACCAGCACCGGUCGGCCAACAGUGCCAGCCUCGACGGCUGCCCCGCGGGACCUGCCUUUCGGCUCUGCGCUGGCUGCAGGAGCAGCCGCCCCGCUCCCGGGGGUGCCGAGGGCUCGGGCCCCCGCCUCGGCACUUCGCACCCACCCCUGUGAGGCGGCGGCCGGCUCCGAGGGGCUGGCACGUUCCUGAGGGCGUCCCUGCCCGUCGUUGGGGUGCAUCCAGGCCAACGGUGCUGAUGUCACUGUGGCCAUUGUGACCCGCGGGGGACAAGCCUGCAUAAAGCAUCGCUGGGCUCAGGCUGUGCCUCAGCGCGACCUGGUGAGGUGAGGGGAGGGCAGGGGUGGACGGGGCUCGUGCGGGGCUGCCGAGGGAGGAGGGCGGCCCCGUGCCGGGGGGCGCUGGGCCUCUGCUGCAAGCUGACCCGCGCCCUGCUUCUCCCCCAGAGUCAACCGAGGAGCACUUGGGAGAGACACCCCAGCACUGCGGGGACAGCGACUCUCCCAGCACUCACUGUUGAUGGGUGAGAUGACUGCGAGGAAGCAGGAGGCCGCCGACUCGAUGGAGCCAGCAUGCAUGCUGUGUGGCCGGGCAGAGGCUGACCCGGACAUCUGCGGGUACAAACUGCAGAAGCGAGGGCUCUGCGCCCACCUCUUUUGCCUGUUUUUUGCCAACAGGCUCUUCCAGAAAGAGUCCCACAACGUGGGCCUGAUGGGAUUCCCCCUGAGGGAUAUUCGCCAUACAGUCGAGCAGGCAGCGCAGCAGCGCUGCUUCGUCUGUGGCGAGAGCGGGGCCGCCAUCACCUGCUGCCAGGAGGGCUGUGACCGCAGCUUCCACCUCCCCUGCGCCGUGGAGGGGGAAUGCGUCAUGCAGUUCUGUGGGCUUUACAGGUCCUUCUGCUGGCAGCACCGCCCAGAGCAGGCAGUGGAGGCGGCUCCGGGGGAGAACACUGCCUGCCUCAUCUGCCUGGACCCGGUGGAGGACAGGAAGUCCUACGGCACCAUGGUGUGCCCAGCGUGCAAACACGCCUGGUUCCACAGGGCCUGCAUCCAGGGACAGGCUGCGCGCGCCGGCAUUUGCUUCCAGUGCCCUUUCUGUAGAGAUAGGCGUGCAUUUCUCAAAGAGAUGCUCACCAUGGGCAUCCGAAUCCCAUUCAGAUUGCCAUCAUGGGAGAAUGGGCACGCAGAUGAUGAGCAAAAUGAGAGGCACAGCCGCUGCGAUGCCCGUGAGUGCCUUUGCCCAGGAGGCAGGCAGCACACAAAGCGACAGGGGCCCUGGCAACUGCUCCUGUGCUGCUCCUGCGCUGCCGAGGGCACCCACAGACGAUGCUCCCACUUGGGGACCGGCGCGGCCAGAUGGGAGUGCGACAGCUGUGCUGGCCUGGGCACCGCCUCCAGUGGCAGCUCGGAGGUGGCGGGUCCCAUCACCGAGAGCCACACUGGUCUCCAGGCGGCAUCGGGGCCAUCCCAAAGCUCCCCAGUGCCUGAGAGCAGCAGCUGCUCCAGCCCACCUGGGCCUGACCGUGUGCGAGACCGAGCUCGCUCACGGCGUAGUGCCCAAAAACCCUACAGCCGGCCCACAAGACACCGUGGCAGGAGCAGUGCACCAGCACGCAGGGCUGAGAGGAGCACCCCAGGACAGUUGGCACGGGGACGGUCCCACAGCUCGCUUGUCCCCGAGUCCAGCAGCCCCAGCACCAGCACCACGGCGGCAUCAGGGUCCUCCUCCAGCUUCACAGAACUGGAGAGUAGCAGCCCCAGCAGCACUGGUGGCCAAGGGGCAUCGGGGCCGUCUCAAAGCAGCUCCCCACCACCUGAGAGCAGCAGCUGCUCCAGCCCACCUGGGCCCGACCGCGUGCGAGACCGCUCUCGCUCGCGGCGUCGGGCCCAAAAGCCCUACAGCCGGCGCACAAGAGGCCGUGGCAGGAGCCGCGCACCAGCACCCAGGGCUGAGAGCAGCAGCCCCGCACAGUCGGUGCCGGGAUGCUCCCGUGGCUCCCCGGUACCCGAGACCGGCAGCCCCAGCACCCCCAGCUCUGCACGGCUCCAGAGCAGCCGCCGCCCCAGCCGCCCCGGGCCCGUGCGGGGACGAGACCGCUCCCGCUUACGACGUCGGGCCCAGAACCCUUACAGCCUGGCCCGGACGCUGACGCGCGACCAGCCCUGCGCCGGCCCUGCCUGCUGGCCCUGA
Molecule: messenger RNA, 2257 nt
Organism: Tyto alba (common barn owl)
Lineage: Eukaryota; Metazoa; Chordata; Aves; Strigiformes; Tytonidae
Product: PHD finger protein 7-like
Cellular component (GO): nucleus
Source: RefSeq, a predicted model, not a curated record